This is a messenger RNA of Penicillium taxi, 582 nucleotides long. RefSeq lists its product as uncharacterized. NCBI's taxonomy places the organism in Eukaryota, Fungi, Ascomycota, Eurotiomycetes, Eurotiales, Aspergillaceae. Bases 1 to 582 code for a protein of 193 amino acids. The record is from RefSeq and is a predicted model, not a curated record. The transcript is spliced from 4 exons.
AUGCUCUCCACUCACUGGCUCCCAGCUGCACGGGUCAACCUGGCCAAAACCAGGAAAUUCUCACUAAUAUCCACCCAUACCUCAUUCCCAGCGACCAUGUAUCGCUUCCAACUACAUCGGAAAGCGACACUAUACGACGCACGCGAAGAGGAGAGUCGUCGCACCAAGGAUGGAAUCCAAGUUUCUGAUGACGGAUUGGUUCACGCCGCGAUCUCAAAGUCAAGUCCCUACUCCAAUGGGCCAGUUUUCAUGCCGAAUACUCGCCUGAUGCAGCAGAUGCUCCGGUUUGAUUACGAUCGCUAUCUUGAUGAUGUAGCUGAUGGGAAGUGUGUGUUGGAUCCUGUCGUUGUCCGCAUUGAGCGAGGUACUUCCAUCCCUGACUCGUUGGCUUUGUGGCGCGAAGGUGCUUCUCGCUUCUCGCUGCAGCCUUCAAGUCCCAUAGAAGUGGAAAAGCUUAAUGAUUUGCUGAGUGGGCUCUAUGAGACUUCUGCUACUGUACUUGAUGCAGGGGAAUUUGUUGAGAAGUAUCCUUACCGGGAGAGUAUUUUUGAUAAAGAUGAGCAGGCUUGGAUGAAGGCUUAG